UCUGUUACUGGAUUGUACACAGUCUAGAACUCCUAGGAGAAAAAUUCACCCCGAACAGUCCUCGAGCAUUGCCCAGUUCCUUGGCCAAUGUCAAUGUCCAGAUGGAGGUUUUGCAGGAGGACCAGGCCAAAUUGCCCAUCUAGCCCCCACCUAUGCUGCAGUGCUUGCCCUCAGUACUCUAGGAACAGAAGAGGCGUAUAACAUCAUUGAUAGACCAAAGCUUCAAUCAUACCUCAUGAGAAUGAAAACACAAGAGGGCGCUUUUCUUAUGCAUAAUUCUGGAGAAGUGGAUGUGAGAGGAGCCUAUUGUGCUGCAGUUUCUGCCAUUCUUACAAAUGUUGCCACCCCUGAUCUGUUUGAUGGUACACCUGAAUGGAUUGUAAGCUGUCAGACGUACGAGGGAGGCUUUGCCGGCCAGCCUGGUAUGGAAGCACACGGUGGAUACACCUUCUGCAGCGUGGCAGCCCUGGUGCUCCUGGGACACGAGAGACUAUGUGAUGUACAGGGUUUACUAAGAUGGUUGGCUAUGCGUCAGAUGCGCUUUGAAGGUGGUUUCCAGGGAAGAACAAACAAGCUUGUAGAUGGUUGCUACUCCUUCUGGCAGGCUGGAGUCUUCCCUCUCGUUCACUCCAUCCUGACCAAGCAGGAGGAUACAGCGCUCAGUAUGGACUCCUGGAUGUUUGACCAGAAAGCACUGCAGGAGUAUGUACUACUCUGUUGCCAGAACAAUCACGGAGGACUCAUAGACAAACCCGGAAAAGCUAGAGACUUCUACCAUACAUGCUACUGUUUGAGUGGUCUGUCAGUGGCUCAACAUUUCUUAGCUGGUCAACUCAGGGAAGAUGAUGUAGCCGGAGAUCCCAAGAAUGAACUUAGACCAACCCAUCCAGUGUUUAACAUCAGCCUCCAAUGUGCCCACAAUGCAUCACACUACUUUGGCAAGCUACCCAUCCCCACCCCCAGAUGAGGAUACGCAACCAGUGGGUCUGAUUAGAAAAGCUUUGUAGACUACUUACUCUAAUAUCUACAUAAUAUCAUGCUCUUCGUCCACCACUGCAAUAUUCAUCCCCAUAGGUAUUAAGAAUGCAUGGAGGUGAUGGAAUUCAUGCAGUGGUGCGGUUAUAUGCCAAUUUCCUACAAGCACUGAAGUCCUAACAUUAGCCCUAGGCACAACAUUAUACCUAACUGGGGUAAUAAUAUAUAUGUAAAGCACUUAGGCACAUCGUUGUAUCGAUGUACGGAGCGCUAUAUAAAAGCGGAAUAUUAUUAUUAUUAUUAUUAACCCUAGCUAUAGCUUUAACAAAAUAAAGCUUGGAGUUAGAUGUCACCGUAGUGACACUGGAUCUCUAUGUUGUUAGAUCGAGAAACAAAGUGAGUUUCUGUUUCUGUCAUAACAAAACUUUGCGUACUUGGGGUCAAUCAAUAUCUUUCUUGCGAGCUGUAAACAAUUUACGUCCCCCUUUGCACUAACGUCCUUUGGCAAGACGUUAUCUACAUUUGCCACUCUCCACCCAGGUGUUAAAUGGGUACUCGGUAGGAUGCAAAAGUUAAUGUAUUUUGCUCAGUAUUGUGAGCGUCUGUUAAAUGACGCUCGGCUGGAAUGCUCCCCAGGGAGUAGAGCAUGUGCAUUCAUUGUGUGCGGGCAAGCCUAAAUCCGAUGACCGGGAUAAUGAUAUAUCUGUAAAGCGCUUAGAGCCAUUUUGUAUUAACCGCUAUAUAAAAGCGGAAUAUUUGUUUAUUAUUAUUAUUAUGAAAUUGACAUGGAAUAUGCUGAAAACCAUGCAGUGGUGCUCUGUAUGAUGCUGUAAGAAUUGGAAUGUGGCUUGUUUUGUUCCUGAUCAGCAGAUUAAAAUGCACAUUCCAUCGACAGUUUUGCAAUAGAGUGGAGAAGAAGCUGAUGAUGAAUAAUCCCAAAAAUUGUUGGUAAUGAAAUAAUAUUGAUCAUUCCA
This is a messenger RNA of Strongylocentrotus purpuratus (purple sea urchin), 1949 nucleotides long. It is a transcript of the gene churc1-fntb, whose product is annotated as protein farnesyltransferase subunit beta. The coding region runs from base 236 to 967 and encodes 243 amino acids. The transcript has 10 exons. Gene Ontology annotation, molecular function: protein farnesyltransferase activity. Gene Ontology annotation, biological process: protein farnesylation. The record is from RefSeq and is a predicted model, not a curated record. Gene Ontology annotation, cellular component: protein farnesyltransferase complex. NCBI's taxonomy places the organism in Eukaryota, Metazoa, Echinodermata, Echinoidea, Camarodonta, Strongylocentrotidae.